Sitodiplosis mosellana (orange wheat blossom midge) is the source of this 4238-nucleotide messenger RNA. It is a transcript of the gene Octalpha2R, whose product is annotated as alpha-2B adrenergic receptor. The transcript has 4 exons. Bases 1005 to 2672 code for a protein of 555 amino acids. Lineage: Eukaryota; Metazoa; Arthropoda; Insecta; Diptera; Cecidomyiidae. Gene Ontology annotation, cellular component: membrane. Gene Ontology annotation, molecular function: G protein-coupled amine receptor activity. Gene Ontology annotation, biological process: adenylate cyclase-activating adrenergic receptor signaling pathway. The record is from RefSeq and is a predicted model, not a curated record.
CGCACACACACACACACUCAUUCGCUCACAAGCUUGGAAGAAGGCAGUAAAAAGCACAAAGUAUCGUAAAAUUGAAUGGAACAAAAUCUCUGAAUAGAAUAGAAAACACAUUACCGUUUUUAGUGAAUUCAAUGAAUUGAAAAAGUGCGAAAUAGAGAGGCAACAGAAAUCGAACAUAUUUUUCGAUCGUUCACAAUACAUAUAGCAUAUAUACAUAUAGAUUCAACUUUACUUUAACGGCCAACAAUCAAGUGGAAUAUGAAUUAACUAAGUUUGCCAGAGCCGGGCGUUUUACAUGCAAACGAAACAAAAAGAGGAAGCGAGCGAAGCAAACGUGGAAAAAUAUUAUCGAAGAAGAAGACGACGACGACGACGAAGAGGAAGAAGAAGAAAAAAAAGCCCCAGUUGCGAAAAGUUUAAAUAUUUAGGGGAAAGCAAAUAGCAACCAAUCGCAGAUAGGAAUUCCUAGACCAUUGCCAUAUGAUUUUCGCCUCUUUGUUGCAUAUGCCAUUGUCGCUGGCUGACGCUUCAUAACCGAAUAACAAAAGAAGAACAAGAGUAGCCAACCAGAGCAAAAGACACACAUACAUACCGUGAGCAAGUACAAGAGCGAAAAAGGACAACAAGAGCACAACAAUCGCGCAUAAGCAACGGCUGCAACAAAUUACGCAUUUCAAAGGAAGAAAGAAAAAUAAAUGAAUGUAUUAGCAACAAUUCCCGCCGAAGCAGACACUCUGCAGAACAACAACAAAAAAAUCGCUAAAAAAUACACGACAUCAAAUAGAAAUCGCUAGUUAAAUAACAGCUGAAGUGGCAACAUUGCCCCGACACUGAAACUAGCAUAAGUGGAAGAACAAAAAAGAGAACGAGAACGAAAACAAUAAACGGAUAGAGGGAACGAAAAAGUGGAGAAACAGAGCGAGAGAGAGAGAGAGAGAGAGAGAGAGCGUGAGAGCAGUAGAGAAGAGAGAAAAAAAACCAACCGAAACGCAUCAUAAAUUAACAUGGCAUUUAUUGCGGAUAAUACGACCGAAGAAUUUCUCGCAACGGUUGGAAAUUCAUCAUUUAAUCGUCAUUUGACCUCUACAAAUGAAACAAACCCAAAUACAACCGUCAUUCAUGAUCCGGGCUAUCCCAGCGGAUACAGUCUUACUCAUAUCGUAUUUGCAUCAAUUGUAGUCACACUUUUAAUGAUUAUUAUUGUUGUUGGAAACAUGCUAGUUAUUAUCGCAAUCAUCACCGAAAAGUCGUUGAAAAACAUUCAGAACUGGUUCAUCGCAUCACUCGCUGUAGCCGACUUUUUUCUCGGCCUUGUAAUUAUGCCAUUCUCAUUAGCUAAUGAAUUAAUGGGCUACUGGAUAUUUGGCAGUUGGUGGUGCGACAUUCAUAGUGCCAUGGAUGUGCUCUUAUCAACCGCCUCAAUAAUGAAUUUGUGUUUGAUAUCACUGGAUCGAUACUGGAGUAUAACGAAAGCAGUGGAAUAUUUGAAAACGCGAACGCCCGCCCGCGCAUUAGUUAUGAUCGCUGCCGUCUGGAUAAUGUCAGCGCUAAUAUGUAUACCGCCGUUGCUCGGAUGGGGUGUAAAACGGUCCGAAGAUUCACUGCCACAAUGUGAGCUAAGUGACGAUUUGGGUUACGUCCUGUAUUCAGCGCUCGGUUCUUUCUACAUUCCUAGUUGUAUUAUGGUUUUUGUAUAUAUUCGAAUUUAUUUUGCGGCGAAGGCGCGUGCACGGAGGGGUAUCAAGAAAAAACCACUAAAAUCAACACAAGAACAGGUUACUAGCUUCACAACAAAAACAAACCCAAUGCCAUGUUUGCCAAGUACAUCACAAGAUAACAAUCAUCAUCAACAACAAAUAGCUACAAUCGAAACGCGCACCGAAGCGAUACCAAUUCCAAUAGUAACGUGUGAUUUUGCUUCUGAUGUUUCGACGAGCGAAGCGGCCGAAAUGGAAUCAAACCAAAAUUACGAAAAAGAUACGCUUAAGGUAUGUUCAAUAGCAGCAUCAACAAAUUUACAGAUCUCAUCGUCGGCGGGUGGUGAUGGUGGAACGUCAACGAUCGGAACCGCAUUGAAUGCAUUAAAAGCGAAUACGAAUGGUAGCUCGUCACCUUCGAACGAGCUCAAAGUAUCGCCAACAUUUAACCGGUGUCGAGCGCUGUCUGUGGGCAUCGAUAAUGAUAUGGUCAGCGAAUUCGAUCCAUCUAGUUCUGAUUCGGGUGUAAUAAGCCGAUGUGCAGUAGUCAAACCGUUAAAAUUUCGAUUGUGUCAACCGAUAUUCGGGAAGCGAAAUCACCAUAAAAGCAACACCGAAAGCGCCAAAGUGCAGCACAACAAGCAUAAUAUGGUCGAAUCAACGGAACUCGAACCGGCCAUACCAAAAGUGCAGAAGCAACGCGAUCCCGAAAAGGAGAAGCGACGAAUAGCACGGAAAAAAGAGAAACGAGCCACACUUAUACUCGGCCUAAUCAUGGGCAGUUUCAUCGCAUGUUGGCUACCGUUCUUUGCAAUGUAUAUAUUAACACCGAUGUGCACGCAAUGUGAUAUACCUGGAUCAGCGUUUGACAUCGCAUUUUGGCUGGGCUACAUGAAUUCAGCCCUGAAUCCGGCAAUCUAUACGAUAUUCAAUAAGGAUUUCCGGCGCGCCUUUCGUCGUAUAUUGUUUAAGUGAUGUUUGGCUUAUGUGUGCUGCUACCGGUGCGUUUACAGGAGCAUUGAAAAGGCUACUGAACGCUCAAUGGGUGGCGGUGCACCGCUCGGCUAUCAUGGUUAUCUCCGACGUUAGUUAUUACAUACCGAUAUACCAAUUGAACAAACAAACAAGCAAACAAACAACAACAAACACAAAAUAAAACAUUUAUUUUGGUUUUGAUUUUGUGUUUACUAAUAAAAUAAAGAGAAAAAAUAGCAUAAAACUGAAACAAAGAAGACUAUUUCAAAUCGAGUUUCACAUCACAUACACAACAUAACAUAACAUAGCAUAACAUAACCUAACAUACACAUCCAAGAGUUUGAAAACUAACGAAAAGUAAACACAACGCACUGUUUCAAGCGAAAAAUUGCGUGAAUGCAUUGAUCGCGCCCCAAAAAUAUGCCAGUAUCAUACAAUCAUAUACCGCAAGUGUUCUACAUAUGUUAUGUUACUACCAAACAAUAUUUGCGCAACGGAACAAAAACAAUAUGGAAAAACAAACCAUACAAAACUCAAAGUGAAACCAUAAAAAAAGCCACGACAACAACAAAUCAUUUAACCAGUAUCCAUUCAUAGCUUGGAAAAGUUGUUCAUAUUUUAAACGAUUUCAUGUUUUUCUAUUCUACGAAAAUCUAUUAACAAAACAUAUAUAGUAUAUCAAUGAAGCUAAUAAAAAUAAAGAAAAAUACCAACAAAGAAAGAAAAAAAAAUCGAUUGAAAAACCAAUUUCGUCUAAGAACCAUUGCUAAAAACAACCAAGAAGAAAUAACUUACAACCGAGCGAAAGGAAAUCAAUGAAAAGGAACUUUUAAUCGAAACACUUUUAUCAAAAUUUCAAUAUUUUUUAGGAAAUUUUUUUUAUAAAAUUCUGCAUAUAAAAAAAAAUACUUGAAGAAAUACAUCUAGAUAUUAAUUAUGACUAAUCUUGUAAAUAUCACACCAUUAGAUUAAGUAAGAGACUAAGAAAUAAGGAGAAUAGAAAAAGUACAUCUAACAGUAGCUUAAAUCGUCUUAAAUAGAACAGAAUAAACAAAACAAAUUUAUACUUACAUUCAAACAGAGAGAAAGCACAGCACAUGUGAAACAAAUGUGUUAAUGACAUUUCAGAAAGUAAAAAAAAUGAAAAUUCAUUGUAUAUAACGAACUAGUUAAAGAGCGUCAAACAUAUAACAUUCAACUCGAAUUGAUUUAUUUUUAAACAUUAAUAUCAUCAAAGCAUCAACAACAACCACACACAGCAGCAGCAACCAAAGUGAAUGAACAAUUAUUUUUCUAUAAACCAUUUUUAUUUUUAUUGUUCCAUCUUAUUUGAGAUUCUUCAUGUAGCUUCCUAAUCUUUAACUGAAAUGUUAAAGAUUAAACCAAAACGAGAAAAUAAUUGAACAUUAGUGGGUCGAAAAUGAAAUGUAAUGAGAAAAACAAAACAUAACAAGAAAAAGAAAAAAAAAACUCUAUAAAUAUAUUUAAUAUAGCCAGUCGAUGCACAAAGUCCGUAAUAGAAAAUAAAGAAAAAUCUUUUAAAAAUAUGAAAAAAGGGACCUACAC